Messenger RNA from Corythoichthys intestinalis (scribbled pipefish), 1658 nucleotides. RefSeq lists its product as uncharacterized. The transcript has 6 exons. Gene Ontology annotation, molecular function: nucleic acid binding. Bases 144 to 1067 code for a protein of 307 amino acids. The record is from RefSeq and is a predicted model, not a curated record. Lineage: Eukaryota; Metazoa; Chordata; Actinopteri; Syngnathiformes; Syngnathidae. Gene Ontology annotation, biological process: DNA integration.
CCUAUGGGUGGCAUGGGUUGAACUAUUCGCUUAUUGGUUGAUCGACAUGCGUUAGCUGAAAUCGACUAGGCAUGUCUGUCAGCAAAGAAAAGAGGAAGUCACAAAUUCGCACAUCACACACAAAAAAAGUUCUGUAAUUGAAGAUGGAGGCAUAUAGUUUGGAUGCGAUUGCGAGGGAUCUCCGUCUAUUAUCGGAUAUUGCUGACACCAAUGCUUCCAAAGACUACAUACUGUUCCGAGUGGAACAAUUGUUGGAACAGUUAAUUUACUUUCACGAAAUAAGGGACUUAGAGAUCGAUAAUGUUGUAUAUAACAAUUUGUGUGAAGUCAUCGAGCAACUACAUGUUGAAGUGGCGAGUUGUGAUGAUGGCGGACAAGUUGGCCGUCCUUUGCUGGACCUCUCGACGGAAGCCGUGGAGACUUACUUGUUAGUGGGUCUGACAGUACGCGAAAUAGCCGACCUACUUGGUGUCAGUGAGAGAACAGUCCACCGUCGAAUGUCAGAGCAUGGUAUAAGAGUUUCUGACAUGAAUAAUUCCAUUGACAACGCAACGUUGGAUGCAGCUGUCACAGAGAUCCUAGGUUGUCAUCCAAAUUCUGGAUACAAAAUGAUGCUAGGACAUCUCCGGGCACGAGGUAUAAAGGUUCAAAGAGUUCGUGUGCAAGAAUCCAUGCGACGUGUGGAUCCACAGGGAAUUGUAGUCCGCACACUACAACUACAAACUGUCAGGCGUAGAAGAUAUUCUGUGCCAGCCCCCAACAGUCUAUGGCAUAUAGAAGGCAACCCUAAACUCAUAAGAUGGAGAGUUGUGGUCCAUGGUGGAAUUGAUGGCUUUAGUCGUCUAAUUGUCUACCUUCAAGCUGCCACAAACAACCGUGCUACGACUGUGCUGAACAGCUUCAUGCGAGCUGUCCAAACCUAUGGAGUACCAUCCCGUGUUAGAUCGGAUAAAGGGGGCGAAAAUGUCGAAGUAGCACGAUAUAUGGUGUCACAGAGGUGUGAACUGCAAUGCUCACAUCACAGGAAGAAGUACACACAACCAAAGAAUAGAGAGGUUAUGGCGUGAUGUCUUUGGGGGAGUGCUAGACCUCUUCUACUCUUGCUUCUGCAAUAUGGAAAGUCAAGGCCUACUCAACCCAGAUGAUGAAAUCCACAUCUAUCCAUUGCACUGGAGCUUUCUGCCACAAAUACAGUCUCACCUUGAGUUCUUCAUGGAUGGAUGGAAUCACCACACACUGCGUACUGAAAGAAAUCAGUCACCUCUUCAGUUAUGGACUCUAAACCAGCGUGCGGAACAUGAGUCCUCCCAGCCAGACACAGAAUAUGGCAUUGACUGGGAUGGUCCACAUGGUCAUCACCAUGUAGGUGUCACAGUCCCUGAAGUGCAGCUGCCACAGGCCUUGACUCCUGAAGAAAUUCAGCAGCUGCCAGAACCCCGUGGGCCCUUUUCUGAUGUACUGAAUGUCUACAGUGAGACAGUAUCCGUCCUACAUGAAAUAUUUGGACUUGUUUGAAGUGGCAUGUUAGUUGUGGUUGAUAUGUCAGUACUUUUACGCAGUGUGAAAAAAAUAAUAAAGGCAAAGAUUGUUUUUCAGCGAAGUAACAUUUUUUUGUUGAACAGUAACACAAUACAAAUAAUAACAGUAAUGUAACAUUU